AUGACAAGGACAGGUGAAAAUGGGAAAGAUCGACGAAGGUCUCGCAGCAAAUCGGCUUCGCCUGACCGUAAGAAGAAACGGUCGGCGGGUCACGAUCGCAGCAAAUCGGGAAAUUCACGAUCAACGGCCAACAAUGGCAGCGUUGUGGUGGUACCAUCCGUUUCGUCCUCGAGCAGCAACAGCAGCAGUGGACGGCGUGAGCGUCACCGGGAGGACUACCGAGAUCGCGAACGGGAACUGUGGGAACGUGAGAAGGAGCGCGAAAAGGAACGAGAAAAACAACGUGAACAAGAGCGUGAACGAGAGCUGGAGAAGGAACGCGAAAGGGAAGCGGCCCGCAAGCGAGAACGGGAGAAGGAACGAGAAAAACUUCGGGAGCAGGCCACCAAGUAUGCACAGAGCGUCAGUAGCAGCGGAAAGCAGUCCAAGUUCGACCAGAUGCCGCCCGGCAUGAUGGCUCCUCCGCCCUUGCUGCCGCCCACGGUUGUGGUAGUGGAAAAGCUGGCAGACGAGAAGAAACCGUUGCUGAAAGUUGCUGAAAAACCUAAGGAGGAAGUGUACGAAAUUCCGGCGGCACCGAUGGAUAAGGAAGAAGAACAGCGGCGCCUGGAGCAGGAGAUGACGAAACGACGCGAACGGAUUGAGCGGUGGCGUGCGGAGCGGAACAAGAAGGAACAGGAAAUUAAGAAACCGCUUCCGGUCAUUGUUGCGCCGACCGGGCUUUCGGCGAAAAAGUGGAGCCUUGAGGACGACGAAGAAGAUGAAGAACUGGAGGAUGGAAAAGACAAGGCGGGAGAGAAUUUGGAGCCGGAGGAGGAAGAGAUCGAUCCUCUCGAUGCCUUCAUGAAGGAGGUCAACGAGGAGGUGCGCAAGGUGAACAAGCUGACGAAUCCGCUCCCUAAGUCGGACGGAAAAACGUCUGGAGGCAGUAGCGGUGGCGUGACGAUCAUCACCGGUGUGGCAAAGCAGAAAUCGGAAACCAAGAAGGGAGAACUUAUAGAGCAGAACCAGGACGGGCUGGAGUACUCGUCGGAGGAGGAGCAGGAAGAUAUCAAAGAUACAGCUGCGAACUUGGCAAACAAACAAAAGAAAGAGCUGGCCAAGAUCGAUCACUCCGGGAUCAACUAUUUGCCGUUCCGGAAGGCAUUCUACGUCGAGGUGCCGGAAAUUGCGCGCAUGACACAGACGGAAACCGAUUCGUACAAGAAGGAACUGGAGGGAAUCGCGGUCAAAGGCAAGGGAUGUCCGAAACCGAUCAAAACCUGGGCUCACUGUGGCGUUUCGCGGAAAGAAUAUGAAGUGCUGCGCAAGUUGGGCUUCGAGAAACCCACCCCGAUCCAGUGUCAAGCCAUUCCGGCCAUCAUGUCCGGGCGCGAUCUGAUCGGCAUCGCCAAAACGGGCAGCGGCAAAACGCUUGCCUUCAUCCUGCCCAUGUUCCGACACAUCCUCGAUCAGCCACCACUGGAGGAUGGCGAUGGUCCGAUCUCGAUCAUAAUGACACCAACACGCGAACUGUGCAUGCAGAUUGGUAAGGACAUUAAGAAGUUCUCGAAAUCGUUGAAUCUCCGCACGGUAUGCGUUUACGGAGGAACCGGCAUAUCCGAGCAGAUUGCUGAACUGAAACGUGGCGCAGAAAUCAUUGUGUGCACUCCGGGCCGCAUGAUCGAUAUGCUGGCGGCAAACUCGGGGCGCGUGACGAACUUGCGUCGUGUGACGUACAUUGUGCUGGACGAAGCCGACCGAAUGUUCGAUAUGGGCUUCGAACCACAGGUAAUGCGCAUCAUUGACAACAUUCGCCCCGACCGGCAGACGGUCAUGUUUAGCGCAACCUUUCCCCGCCAGAUGGAGGCCUUGGCAAGGCGUAUUUUGAAGAAACCGAUCGAGGUGCAGGUUGGCGGCCGGUCGGUCGUCUGUAAGGAAGUUGAACAGCAUGUAGUCGUGCUGGACGAUGAGGCCAAGUUUUUCAAGUUGCUCGAGUUGCUGGGCCUUUACCAGGAGCAGGGCAGCAUUAUCGUGUUCGUCGACAAGCAGGAGAACGCAGACAUUCUUCUGAAGGAUCUCAUGAAAGCGUCCUACUCGUGCAUGAGUCUGCAUGGAGGAAUCGAUCAAUACGAUCGCGAUUCGACGAUGAUCGAUUUUAAGCAGGGACGGGUGAAGCUGCUAAUCGCAACUUCCGUCGCAGCACGCGGAUUGGACGUGAAACAACUGAUACUGGUGGUGAACUACGAUUGCCCGAAUCACUACGAAGACUACGUUCACCGUUGCGGUAGAACGGGACGUGCCGGGAAUCGGGGAUUCGCGUGGACAUUCCUAACGCACGAGCAAGGCCGGUACGCGGGUGAUAUCGUUCGAGCCCUCGAACUAUCUGGUGGCACCGUACCGGACGAUCUGCGUCAGCUCUGGGACACGUACAAAUCGGCUCAAGAAGCCGAAGGCAAGAAAGUACACACAGGCGGCGGCUUCAGUGGCAAGGGUUUUAAAUUUGACGCACAGGAAGCAGCCGCAGUGAACGAGCGCAAAAAGAUGCAGAAAGCAGCCAUGGGACUGCAAGAUUCGGACGACGACGAAGACCUCGAGCAGGACAUUGAUCAACAGAUCGAAAGUAUGUUCGCUACGAAGCGCAUCGUGAAGGAGGUAGAAGCACCGAGCGCAGCAAACUCGGGCCGCGAUCAGCCCAACAAUCCGCCACCCAUGGCUUCGGCACCAGCGCCAGUGCCUACGGUGACGCACUCUGACAAGCUCGAGCUUGCUAAAAGGUUAGCGUCGAAGAUCAACCUCCAGAAGACACUCGGUGCCGAAUCGAAGGUUGCCACGCAGCAGGCGGCGGAAGCAAUACUGAAGGGUGCUAACACACAGCAACUGAUCACAGCGAAAACGGUGGCCGAGCAGUUAGCGGCCAAACUGAACAAUAAGCUCAAUUACCAGCCCAAGGACGAGGAAGAACCAGUGGCUGAAACAAACGAGCAAGUGUUCCGCAAGUACGAAGAGGAGCUGGAAAUUAACGACUUCCCGCAACAGGCCCGUUGGAAGGUUACGUCGAAGGAGGCUCUGGCGCAAAUUUCUGAAUACUCCGAAGCUGGUCUUACAGUGCGUGGUACGUACGUUCCACCUGGUAAAAAUCCGCCUGAUGGUGAACGCAAGCUCUAUCUUGCCAUCGAGAGUUGCAAUGAGCUGGCAGUGACGAAAGCAAAGCGAGAAAUUACGCGCCUUAUAAAGGAGGAGCUUCUCAAAUUGCAGGCAUCAUCUCACCAUGUCAUCAACAAGGCCCGCUACAAGGUGGUUUAAGCUAAAACGCACUCGACCCGGGCCGCAUUUGGCGGGUUUUAUGAAUUGUCUAAU
Anopheles cruzii is the source of this 3339-nucleotide messenger RNA. RefSeq names its product probable ATP-dependent RNA helicase DDX46 (gene Prp5). Gene Ontology annotation, molecular function: RNA helicase activity; nucleic acid binding; ATP binding. Gene Ontology annotation, biological process: mRNA splicing, via spliceosome. The transcript has 4 exons. The coding region runs from base 1 to 3285 and encodes 1094 amino acids. NCBI's taxonomy places the organism in Eukaryota, Metazoa, Arthropoda, Insecta, Diptera, Culicidae. The record is from RefSeq and is a predicted model, not a curated record. Gene Ontology annotation, cellular component: nucleus.